This is a messenger RNA of Verruconis gallopava, 1368 nucleotides long. RefSeq lists its product as uncharacterized. The coding region runs from base 1 to 1368 and encodes 455 amino acids. The record is from RefSeq and is a predicted model, not a curated record. The transcript has a single exon. NCBI's taxonomy places the organism in Eukaryota, Fungi, Ascomycota, Dothideomycetes, Venturiales, Sympoventuriaceae.
AUGAAGGAAAAGUGUGUAGGAGAUGUCAGUCGAGAUUCGUGCAUUAGAUGCAUUGAGCUGGGCAGGGAGUGCACCAGAAAACGUCCCAUUCAAAAGGCCGGUCGAAAGCCGCGCCAACCGGUCCUUCUGGAUCCGUGUACUCGCAUGCCAAAAGAGAGAGACGGUGCUUUAGCUGAAACGGAGCGUUUGAGAAAAGAAAAGGCACCUUCUGCGCAGCUAGUCUUACAAUGGAAAGCUGAUUCACCCACUCCAUUCGAAGAACAGCUCCUUCGAAUGUUGCAGUCCGAGCAAUCGGACGAGCUUAAAAAGUUCGCGAGGCUGCUUGUGAUCGGACCAAAUUUUGAAGAAAAGCUGAGCAAUGAGAUAAGAGCCAUGGCAAAUUGGGAAUUCGAAGGGAGCCUUGACGGUUAUCUGGCCUGCAUGGGUGCUCUGGCCCUGAAUCUUGGGAUCAUGCCUGGCGGAGAUGCUGAAUCGAACAUACGUCGUGGCGCUCUUGCAGUCUCAAAACUUCGCACAGCUCCUGGACCGAAAUUUGAGGAAUUGGAAAACUGGAUAGUUUUUGGGCUGGCCAUUGUUACGUUCGCGAUGACCGCCUUGGGAACCCCGGCAUCCACAGUCCGCCGUCAUGUGCUCAAAGACGUUGCGUCUCUUACAAGUAUUCCUGACCACCUUCAAAAUUCAGAUUCCCUGAUGUGUCUUGUGGCAUUCGAGACGUGGGAAUGUCUCAUGAAGCGCUCUAUUCCCGUGCUUAGGCUCGAAAUGACAGAGAAAUCGCACGUUAGCCGCCUAUUCGGCAUCUCUGGGGGGAUCUUCCCAUAUCUCUACGACAUCUGUGAGCUCAGCCAUACGCUUGCGGUGGGCAAUGAAAACGAGCGAAAGAUUAUUUUGACAUCACUAGAAAAAGUCGAGGAGGAAGUUGAAUUAUGGCAGCCUGCAACGCCACAAGACCUUAUCGUCAGAUUUUCCACCGUUGAGAUUGUACAUAUGCUAUGUCAAGCCGAAGUUCACAAGGUAUCGACACUUUUGUUCAUACACAGGUUGCGAUGGCCUUUCGGUGUGGAGGACGGCCUAGCGAGACGAAUGGCACGCAAAAUUACCAACGAGCUCGAACGAUCGUAUCUCAUUACACAUGAUCGAGUUCGCUGCGUAUCAUUUCCGUUCUUCAUAGCGGGCAUUGAAGCUCAGGGCAAGGAAGAACGAGACUGUGUUCUAGCACUGGUCAAGGAUUACAUAGAUCCUACAACACCAAUAAUUCAAGAGCAGAUCAAAAGGUUGCUCUCUUCCAUAUGGCAGAUUCGGGAUGUGUCUACGGGUUAUCACUGGCUAGAUCUACUGUCUCAUCUUCCGGAAGCUAUAAUUCCAACGUAG